AGCAGCUGGAGAUACGAAGUCCGAAUACACUUAGGCUUGCGGGCGGAAAGGCCUAUCAAGAUGAUGGACCCAGAGUUUUUUUUUUUCAUCACUAAUUAGGCCUCAUCCCUAAUUAGGCCCACUAAUGAUAAUUCCUUUUAGGCCCGGGGUUGGCCUUCUAAGGUCUACCUCUAUUUUCCAGUCCCUCGCAUUGUCUGUUCUGGUGUGGUUCUUGGCACUUUAGUGAGCUUAUUUUUAAGAGGGAGGCAAUUACUGUUAAAUAAUGUUAAAUAUUCUAAUCAAUACCCAAAAUGGAAACUGUCAAUCAAAUGAGAAAAUAUGGUGAUGAUGUGCUCGAGCAAAAGGUGGUUGAAAAAAUUCUUAAGAGCCUGCCUAAGAAAUAUGACCAUAUUGUGGCUGCCAUAGAAGAGUCAAAGGAUUUAGCUGUGUUAACAACAGAUGAACUGUUUGGUUCUCUUUUUUCUCAUGAAGACAGGAUGAAGAGGUACGAGGAUGCUGUGGAGAAUGCUUUCUACAACAAGCUACAGCUAUCCAAAAACAAAUAUGGAGGGAGCUUUUCAGAGUCUAGUAACAGAGGUGGAUUCAAUAGAGGACAAGGUGCAUGCUUUGUUUGUAAGAGGUAUGGCCAUAUUGCUAGAGAUUGUAGAAUUAAAGAUAAGCAAGCCAAAUUUGCACAAGAAAAGGAUGAUGAAAUUGAAAGCUUAUUUCUUGCUUACUACACUGCUAAAGAAAGUGUUCCAGAUGUUUGGUCUGUGGACAGUGGCUGCAACAAUCACAUGACAGGAAACAUUAAUCUCUUCAUUAACCUGGACAAGUCAGUGAGCAAGAAAAUAACCAUGAGUGAUGGUACCAUACGAGAAGCACAAGGAAAAGGUAUGGUUGAAUUGGAUGAAUAUGGCAAGAAUUGUAUAGAUGAUGUCAUGUUCGUACCUCAUUUGGAUUCUAAUUUGCUAAGUGUGGGUCAAUUUAUGAUGGAUGGAUAUUCACUUGUUUUUGAAAAUAUGGCUUGCUAUGUUUACAAAGAUGGAACUAAAAAGGAGCUUUUAAUUAAAGUUCCAAUGGCAAAAAACAAGUGUUUUCCUUUAACUCUUGACUUGCUUGGUUUGCCUAUCAUUGAGCAAGUUGAUGGUGUGUGUGAAAGCUGUGUCUAUGGCAAACAUCAUUGGGAUGCUUUUCCCAAAGGAAAGGCGAGAAGAGCUUUGAAACCUACUGAGUUGAUACAUGCAGAUUUGACAGCAAGCUAUAACCCUCAACAGAAUGGGGUAGCUAAAAGGAAAAAUAGAAGUCUUGUGGAGAUAGCAAAAAGCAUGCUGAAAGCAAAAGGUAUUCCAAACAGUUUCUGGGCAGAAGCAAUUCACACCGUAGCUUAUAUUCAAAAUCGCAGUCCCACAACAGCUUUGCAUCAUCAAACUCCUUUCGAAGCUUGUGAUGAAACUAAAGGUUACAAAUUUUAUGAUCCUAUCGCCAAAAAGUUACUAAUCAGUUGUGAUGUGAUUUUUGAUGAGAAAAAUUCAUGGAACUGGAAUGACAAGAAGAGUCUAGGUUCUGUGUUGGUUGAUGACAUUUUGGAGGCUGAUCCAGUCAUGACAAAAGGUGAAAUGGGUGAAGGUCAAAGCUCUUCUACACCUAACAGUGGCAGCAGAUCGUUUCGAUCCUCACUUGAGACACCUCCAGCUCUAAGGAAGUCAAGGUGAGUAAGAUCCUUGGUGGAAAUCUAUGAACAAACUCAAAGGUGUCAA
This is a messenger RNA of Rubroshorea leprosula, 1739 nucleotides long. Lineage: Eukaryota; Viridiplantae; Streptophyta; Magnoliopsida; Malvales; Dipterocarpaceae. The record is from the annotation of a GenBank genome assembly.